Fusarium vanettenii 77-13-4 is the source of this 1626-nucleotide messenger RNA. RefSeq lists its product as uncharacterized. NCBI's taxonomy places the organism in Eukaryota, Fungi, Ascomycota, Sordariomycetes, Hypocreales, Nectriaceae. The transcript has a single exon. The coding region runs from base 1 to 1626 and encodes 541 amino acids. The record is from RefSeq and is a predicted model, not a curated record.
AUGGCUCAACACGACGGCUACUACUCUGAUGGUUACCCAGAUGAUAGUGAACCGGGCCCGUCAAACCGCACACGACGAUUUAUCCCUGAGGAGUUUGCGGCCCAACCUGUGGCGCACUGGCAGAAUGGAGCCGGUCAGCCUCGUGCCCAAUCGAGACACCGUCCUGACCCACGUCAUCUACAACCUAGUCAAGGGACGGCCGCCGAGUCUUAUGAUGCCCCUUAUCCCCCGCAUCACAUCAACUACCCCCCUACCGACAUAAGGCAAGAGACUUUUCCACCACCCGGACUUCAACCUACCUAUCCGCACAACAUACCCCCUCAGCAGCAACAACAGAUGCCCCCCUUUUACGGGCAGCAGCCUAACCCUCCCUAUAUGCAUCCCCUGGGUCUGCCGCCCUUUCACCAUCCAGGUCCAUUUUAUCCCCCCGCUCCACAACCACAGCCACUACAACAGCCACUACAACAGCCAUCACCACCCCCUACAGAACCCUCUGAGGCCGAAUCCAGCAUACGCCAACUACGAGACCUAGUUUCUUUGUACAGAGCCAAAGACGAGAGACAAAGAAUAGAAAAGGAAGUUCGUGAAGAAUGUGAAGCCCAAAUCCGGCAACUGAAAGAACAGCUGGGAAAGGCCGAGCAGGACGUUUCCAGAGCACUGGCGCAAGGAAAGAAGGAAGGGGAAAUGGUUGCCUGGGAAAGGUUCAAGAGUGAACGCCUAGCCGAGCUUGAAGAGGGAAAACGGCAGAAAAAGCUGGAAGCUGAACGACCGGCCAGCACCACCAGACCAGAGGCUAGAGAAAGGCGCCGCCAACAGUCACAGAGGCAAGAGAUGGAUUUUCGACUGGAGAGGCUGGAAGAUUCUAUGAGAAUCUUACAAGAGAGGCUCCUUCGAGAUCCCCGGCCGAAGAAGAGAGCACCGGCUGCCACCGAGGACGCCAGGCAUGGCUUGGAGUCGGUAAUGGCCGAGCUGAGAGCUUUGAGGUCUGAUUUCAGACAAGUCAUUGUGAUGUCGGAUACGAGUCAACAGAACACCUCCGUUUCAUCAGGAGGACGAAAUUCGACGUUUAGCUCAGAUUCACAAUCGCGUCGCCGCCAAUGGAAGGGCGUAUCCGACUCCGAUACUUCUCCACCACGAUCACGAAGCCCGUUACCACGAGACGGUAACCAAGCCGGUUUGAGCGAACCCCCUCCUCCUGCACCUGAUGCGCCGAGGAGGACUUAUCGUCGCGACGAAGAUGAAGAGGAUAUGACAAACCGUCGCCGGUACCACGAUGGCGGUUGGUCGCAAACCGAGCAUGAUCACCGGUACUCAGGCCCAGAUAGGCCGCACGAUUCGAGCCAUAAAAGGGGAUCGUUCACCCCCGAUGCCCACCCUCAUUCAUCUUACGGCAGGGGUCGUUCAGGUGCUGCCCGAGGUGAACAAUAUGAGCAGAAAGACCAUCGCCACGGUCGACGGACCCGUCAUUCUUUCCAGGAAUCUGAACAUCCUAUUGAAGAAAGUAUGGGUAACUCCUCGCCCUCCUCCUAUAGGAACUCCCUUGGCUCAUACUCCUCACCCAAUACGGAGGACUCAUCUGCACUUGGCGGGGAUCAUGGGGACGUCAAACCAACUGCCUUUCCAUAG